ACCGAUUCGAUGCCCGGGUCAGAAAUUGCCACCGUAUUGUCUACGGUUCCGGCCAGCGCUUUAACAAAUGCCCAGGUUAACCCCAUGUUAUGUACAAGAUAUAUUGCAAUACAUAAGCCAUUGACCGCCACUACCAUCAUGAAUCGGCCAUGUUUAGUGAAUAGCAGCGUCACCCCAAUUUCUUCCCAGAUAUCAUCCAUGCAAUUACUUUGGGCAGCGCCGAACGUAGCGAGACGUACUGCAAUCCUUUCCAAGCACAUUCUCCACCAUGCCACCACACGAAAAGAGAACGGCUUCCUGCUCCCCAUCGUCAUCGAGAGAGGACGCUCUCGAGAGUCAGAUUGAUAACUCGUCGAAGUUCCAUCCACGGCCAUCACUACGCUCGAGGGCAUGGUGCCAUCUCAAUGAAACUGUCCGAGCCUCCAUCCUCGUCGAGGUCGAGCUCCUCAUCCUCACCUUCUGUAUUGGCCUUCAAGGCAAGCAACCCGCCCUGUCUCUCCUUACUCUGGAAGUUGCUGACACACGACCCUUCCUUUCCAGACGCCGUCUCCUUCCCCGACUUUCACUGCUUCGCGUCGAACCAAACCGGCAACACCGUCUUCCUGAUGCUCGCCAUCGUCCUCCCCGAAGCCAACGGCGUCAUGUUCUACACGGCCAACAUCGCUGUCGCCCUGGGUUUCUUCCUGGCCGCCGCCUGGCUGACCGGUCAGCUCGGCCACAUCAUCGGCGCCCGCCGCCGCAGCUGGCUGGUCUUCUGCAACCUGGUCCAGACCUGCCUCGUCUCCGCGGCGGCGGCGCUGCAGUACACCCACAGCUCGUCCCAGCACGGCGGCGGCGGCGGCCCCCUGGUGCUCGACACGGGCGCGCCCACCGCCAGCACCCUGUGGUCGAUCGGCCUGCUGGCGUUCGCGGCGGGCAGCCAGGUGGUGCAGGCGCGGGCGUUCCGCAUGACCGAGAUCACGACGGCGAUGGCGACGGCGGCGUGGGUGGACCUCCUCAUCGACCGGGAGCUCCUCGCCCUGCGCAACCGCGGCCGCAACCGCCGAAUCGGCUUCCUGGUCGCGCUGGUGCUCGGCACGCUGGCCGGAGCCUUCGUCUUCCGCAGGCUCGGGUCCCCGGCCGCGCUGGCCAUCUCGGCGGCGGGGAAGCUGCUGGUCACCGUCAUGUACCUGUUCAAUCCGGCCGACCGGCCGAAGGCGGAGAGCCCCGAGGACUCUGCAUGAUCGGGGCCCGGAUGGUGCUCAACUUCUUUUAUUUUUUUUUCAGCUUUUGUCUCCUUCAAUCUGUGACUUCCUGCAUCAGCUCUAGAAACCUAGAUAGCGCGGCGUUCUUGGAUAGGGAGGGAAUCAAUUAUACCAGGGAAAGCUCAAGGGCGCAUGCUGCAUGACACGGGAUCUGCGAGGUUUCAAACAAUGGCGGUCGGGACGGACUGCUGAAAAAGGGUCAAGAAGCAAUGAAGGACGACUCUCUGAAUGUUGGCGUCGAU
Messenger RNA from Thermothelomyces thermophilus ATCC 42464, 1486 nucleotides. RefSeq lists its product as uncharacterized. The transcript has a single exon. The record is from RefSeq and is a predicted model, not a curated record. Lineage: Eukaryota; Fungi; Ascomycota; Sordariomycetes; Sordariales; Chaetomiaceae. The coding region runs from base 405 to 1223 and encodes 272 amino acids.